Molecule: messenger RNA, 10753 nt
Organism: Gryllus bimaculatus (two-spotted cricket)
Lineage: Eukaryota; Metazoa; Arthropoda; Insecta; Orthoptera; Gryllidae
Source: the annotation of a GenBank genome assembly
AUGGCGUUUGCCUAUCGCGCUCCCAUCGGCGCGGGCCGCGCGCUCUCGCAGUCGCGCGACCGCAGCGCCCGCGGCCCGCCGCCAACGCCACCGCUCAUCGCCCGCACCGUCCCGCUGCCUCGUUCUCGCACCCCUCCUCUCGCCUCCUGCCUGCAGUCUCCUGCAUCUAUCGCCCUCCACAUACAGUUUAGACUCUGCCUGACUUCCCAUGUCCAUGCCUGUGUCACCCCGCAGACUUUGCGUCGCGUCCCCGCCUCUGCCCAGUCUCUGCCCAGCCCAUACCUCUUCCCUGCCCCACGCCUCUGCCCCCGUCUUUGCCCCCUAUGGGCGCAGUCGGGUAGGCUGGCACGUCCUCUACCCACGCCUCUGUCCUCGUCACGCUCUGCCCCCCCGCCCGACGUCUCUCCCAGCGCCACGGCUUGCCCCACCCGCGACUGCCAGCCCACGCUCCCGGCCCAACCCACGCCUCUACGGCCACGCCUCUUACCUCUCUCCUGUGCUUACGCCAACGCCUGUACCCCGGCCUCCGGACUCGCCCCUGCCGUUUCACCACAAGGCCGAAUAAACCCGAGCAUUGGUCCCCUUCGAAAACCAAAUGUGUGGAGAAGUUGCCCUAACUUCGCUUUCAGUGGGUUGCCGCGCUUCGCCCUCGCCCUCGCCCUCGCCCUCGCCCUCGCCCUCGCCAGGGUGUCAGCCUGCCCAGCCAUCGCCGCGGCUGUCAGUGCCUCCGCCUCGCGGCGCGGCGCUUCCGAGUUGCAGCGGAUAAGGCGACGUUUUCCUCUUGCUACAGUGGCUGCAUUCAUGGGAGAUGAUACACAGGUCACGCGACUUAAAAAACCUGGCAGCGGGCUGUGCGAGGCGAGCGACAUGGAGUCCCCGCGCGGCACCAGCAUCCGCAUCCAGCACCUGACGGCCGCCGCCGCCGCCGCCGCCGCCUCCGCCGCCUCCGCGCAGCCGCCCGACGGCCGCUCGCGCUUCCCGAAGCUGGACGAGUGCGCGCACUUCCACUACGACCUCGUGGAGCUCGGCCCGCUGCAGGUGUCACUGUAUGAGGAAGAGUUGAAACCACUUGCUUGUGAAGAUACAGAAAAUAAGUAUUUUCAUGUAUCAGUGACAUCUUUGGGCAAGACCUGGGUGCUCAGAAGAUCUUAUGACAACUUCCGAAUGCUGGAUUCACAGCUUCAUCGGUGCAUUUAUGACCGAAAAUUUUCUGGUCUUCCUGAACUACCUCCUGAAGAAAAUGUACAAGGCAUCAAUCAUGAGGAGAGUGUUCGCAAAUUGCUUACUGACUACCUGACUCGCUUCUCUCAUAUUGCGGGGAAUCUCAUUAAUUGUGGGCCUGUUCUUAACUGGCUUGAGUUGGACAAUCGAGGUAGACGUUUAUUGGUUCCUGAUGGAGAUAACUGUCCAAUCAACACUCCUGCUGUAGCUGCAGCAUAUGCAGUGAAGAGGUAUACUGCUCAAGCAGGAGAUGAAAUAAGCUUUGAGGUGGGUGAGAUGAUAUCAGUUAUUGACAUGCCACCUCCUGAGGAAUCAGUUUGGUGGCGUGGGAAGAGGGGCUUUCAAGUGGGCUUCUUUCCAUGUGAGUGUGUGGCAGUCAUUGGCGACAAGGUGCCACGCAAUCUACAGUUACCCACUCCUCCUCCAGAAGAUCAACCUAGCAAGCCAGUUUUACGCAAGCAUGGCAAACUCAUUGCCUUCUUCCGCUCUUUCAUUUUGUCUCGACCUUCUCGCCGCAGGCUGAAGCAGUCUGGUAUCCUUAAAGAACGUGUUUUUGGGUGUGAUCUUGGAGAGCACCUUCUUAAUUCAGGCCACGAAAUACCCAUGGUGCUCAAGUGCUGUGCGGAGUUUAUUGAAACAAAUGGCAUUGUUGAUGGAAUAUAUCGUCUGUCUGGAGUAAACUCUAAUAUUCAAAAACUACGGCAAGUUUUAAAUUUGAUGCAAUGUCUGCUGUUCUCUUACAGGAAUGCAUUUGAUGAAGAUCGUGUUCCUGCUCUCUAUGAAGAUGAAGCCAUUCUGCAGGAUAUUCAUUCUGUGGCAUCUCUACUGAAGAUGUACUUCCGAGAGCUGCCUAAUCCUCUGUGCACCUAUCAAUUGUAUCAUACUUUUGUUAAUGCUGUGCAAUCUUCUCAAGAGGAAGGCUACAGAUUGCUGCGAAUGCGAGAUGCUGUCCAAAAACUCCCUCCUCCUCAUUACAGAACACUGGAGUACCUGAUGCGCCAUCUAGCUAGGGUUGCUGAACAUGGUCAUACAACAGGCAUGACUCCACGUAAUGUGGCAAUUGUAUGGGCUCCCAACCUUUUGCGUUGCAAAGAACUUGAAGUUGGUGGUGUAGCAGCUCUCCAAGGAGUGGGUGUGCAAGCAGUUGUCACAGAGUUUCUGGUGUGCUACACCGACCUUAUAUUCAGCGAUGGCCUCCCACCAAUUACUCUGCCUCUGACCGAAGUUACACCUAAGCGUAGCCGACCUAAGUCUUUAGCCAUCUCCACUCCCACAAAGUUGUUGUCUUUGGAAGAGGCAAGAUCUCGUGCUCUCUCAGCUGGUAAGACGGAACAGGAAUACAUAGAAGUUGGUGGUGGUCCUUCAAAUCUUCCAGCUAAAUAUCACACUGUGAUAGAACUACCAGGAUCUGGCAGGAAGCGCUCAGGAUCCAAACGUUCCCCUUUGGGUUGGAAAUCUUUCUUCAGCAAAUCAGGACGAAAAAACAACUCAUCAGCACCACAACGUAAAGCAUCAACUCCUUCGGAACUAGGAUUGAAUCAGGAAAAAGCAGUAACAGAAAUGGACCUGGCGCAGGGUCGGCGGAGGCUGCGUCCUGUGAAAAGUGCAGAAUCUUUGGCAUCUGGAGCAAAUUCAAGUCGAAAUUCAGCUGCACUAGAGCAAGCAGAGUUGACAACCCCUGAUGACGUGACCUCACCUACCCACGGGGGUAAUGGGAAGGCUAGUGGUCACAAUCGCUCAGUAUCCCAUGAUUCGUACUUUGAUAGUCUAGCUGAAACACCAAUGCGCACGGGCCCUACUUCCAGACCAUCACAGUUACCUGAAGAAGAAAACGAAGAAAAUUUCUCUUCUUCAUUGGAUUUAAGUGAAAUUCACUUGAAUUUUGAUUUAGAAGAGUCGGAAAUGCGCAUAUUCUCCGAGGAUGAAACUCUGGUAUCAACUUCUGCUGGGAGUGGGAGUUUUGUGAGUCAAGGUUCUCCCCGUGUAGGUGCUUUCAGAAGAGCUCAACAAAAUACUGCAGCUAAACGGCUGCCAAUGCGAGAACUUCCUCCACCUAGGGCUCGACCGGAAGACUCCUUUAGUGGUUGUAUCAGUACUGAUCCAUCUCCUAAAAAGCAGAAAACAUGUGGCUCUCCUGGUUCAAGUCGUUCCAAGCGUUCUCGCUUGGAGGAACAGUUAGGUCCUGCGGCAGAGUUUCGUUACAUCGACAGCCAGUCGCCAGAAAAUCAGCAGAUGUUGGUUCAAGCAGAUGUACAUGAGCAAUUUGCUCCAGAACGUAAAUUUUCAGCAUCUACUCCAACCAGUAUUGGCUGCACUCACAAAACAAGUCCAUCUCUAGCAGAAGCUACUGUGUCAGAUAACGAAAGCUUCACUGUCCUCAGUUCUGGUUUGACAACACCAGACACUCCAUUACUGGUGUAUACUCCAUUGCGAGAUGAUACAAACAGCAGCACAACAACUCCAGAUUAUGAGAAUUUGCAUAUUAAUAAAAUGCCUCCUAGCCCCAACCCUCGCUCAGAUGCUGUACCUGGUGGACCGUAUGAACGGCUAACGACUCCUUCUCCAUCCCCUACAGGGGUACCACCACGAUUGGAGUGUGUUACAGAAUCAAGUUCUGUGGGAAAUGACUGUGCAGCUGCUAUUACUGCCCAGUAUGAGAACAUUCCUUUGGCGAGUCCUGCAGCGAGUGGAGAUUUACCAUCAGCAGAGGCCUCUUAUGUCAAUAUGGCUGCUACACCUUCAAGUACUGAACUCCUUAAUUCCCCUACACGAAGUCCUGUGGAGUGUCACAUAACUAUAGUGUAUGAAAAUGUUCUUUCUCCCAAAAAGUCUGCUUCCCCUACCGCAUAUGAAAAUAUGGUCCAUGAAAGUACUGAAGGCAAAGUAAGUGGAGACAGAGGAGAUUAUGAACCAGUAGAUGCUCAGAGCGAGCAGCCUUCAAACUAUUCUUCUGAGAAAAGUGGCAAUGUUUAUCAGAAUGUGCCCCAGGCUUUGGACUUGCAGCAAGAAGAAGAACACUUGUAUGAAGACAUCCAGGUGGCUAGAGCAACAAGUGAGGAUCCUGUUAGUGCACCAGUUCCGACAGAAUCUGAAUCAGUCAACAUGGAAGAUCUGGAUCCUGAUCGUCAAGUCUAUCAGCAAGUCAAAAACUUUCGCCAAUCAGUACAUGAAGUCAAUCAGUUGUUAGAUUCUUCCCCAGAGGAUGGAGAGACAGGUAGUGCAGAUGGAAACAGCAUUCAAGACCUCUCCCAACCAGAGACCUCAAAUCAAGAGGUCACCGAGCAUUUCAAUGCUGACAUUUCAGCAGUGUGCACUUCUGGGGAUGUUGGAGAUGUUGAUAACUUGAAGAUGCAGCAAACAGAAGAAAUAUUAACUGAAGAGCAAGCCAGGACAGAGGAAGAAUCCUAUUCAGGGAUGGAUAUGGAAAUUCAAGCUGUUGGAGAGCCUUCUGUUGGAGAACCCCCUCCAAAAGAAGAGGAUAGAGAGAAUAAAAAUGAGGAUGCAUCUCAGCCUACCCCAGAAUUGCUGUCAUUAACAUUAUCAUCAUCACCAUUGCCAACUUCACCCUCACCUCCAUCCCCUGCAUCUAUAUCUCCAAAGCCUUCAGCCCCCAUCCCUUCUACAUGUUCAUCUUCUUCACCAUUGAUCACGAAGGAGUUAAUUACUGAACAUCAAUCUACUGAAAUGCCAAAGCAAUGCAUCCAAGACUGUAUGACUCCUAAGUUAAUGAUGGGAUCUAGUCCAGAGUUUGUAAACGAUUACUCCUUCUCUCGGAGGUCUGUUACUGUCAGUGAAUCUCCAGUGAGUUCUCCUGAGCAUCGUAGUAGUUUGGGAUCAAGUACCAGCUCACUUCUAGACUCAAAUAGGAGGAAAUUUGAAUCUGAAAUUGGUCGAGAUAUACUCCAUGAAAGAAAAAUGAAGCAGGAACUUCAGGAACUGCGAUCAUCUUCAGUUGGACUAAGUGCAGUGUCUCCUGUACCAAAUAGGCAGCCUCCAAAGAAGAGUGGAAAGUGUAAUGUGAAAGAGCUAUUAUCCAAAUUUGAGUCUUCUCCUACUGAGGAACUUGGCCCAGCAUCAUCUGCAUUAAGAAAUCUUUCUCUAGGAACUCUUACCCCACAACCUACUCGCCGAUCUGACCCAACGCCACGGCCAGCACAUACUGCAUCUCUCCCACCAUGCGUGCGUGCACGUGCAGCAAAGGCUGCUCGUGGCCGUUUAUCCACUCUCACUUCACUUAGUGUCUCGUUAGAUGGAGACCGCUUUCUGGAGUCUAGUGGUGACAAACCUUUAGUUCGUGUACAAACGUCUCCUGACAUUAACCUCCGUGGACAUUCAGAACAAACUGGGCCUAGUCAACAUGAACCUUCUAAAAUAUCAGGCCAGCGAGAUACAACAAUACUAAAAAAUGUACAGAAUACUGUUGACUUUGAUGAUCCAGAACGCCGUCAACGAAUAGAAAAGUACAAAGAAGAACGUCGCAUGUUCCUUAGAGAAAAGUAUCGUUCAGAGAGCUUCCGAGAAAGGGAAAGAGAGCGUGAAGAGAUAUUUCAGAGGUUGAAACAGAAGACAAGUAAAAGUUUGUCAAGCCCUAGUGAUGAGCGAGAACCUCAAUCAUUAGAAUCAACACGAAGUAGCAGCGUACGCUCGUACAAGAGUGACCAUGCUGACACUGCGAGUGAAAGUGAUGUGUCACUGAGUGAUGACUUAUUGAGUGAUAGAGAUCGAGAACUGAAAGCAAAAGGGUCCAAGAACAUUCCUCAUGAACUAUUAGGCAGUGAUGAAGGUUCGCGGAGAUCAAGGUUUUUCAGUCUAAGUCAAGUGGGUGAUGAAAGCAACACAACAAAGUCUGGCCAUAAGUCAAAUGCUCCAAGAGAAGGAUGGGGGCUGAGUUCCAACAACAAGCGAAGUACUGGUGGGAAGAGUGUUUCUCCUACACACUCUAUUGAAAGGAGGCUCUCUCCUCGGAAAACUUCAGAUGCAGAUCCUGUUGCAUUACAAGCUGAAUUGGAAAAGAGGGUUUUAGGCUCUUCAAAGUCACCACGCCAUAAUGUCUCUGGGACUGCAACUGCAAAUCCAACAAGUGAUUCAGGUAGUGAACGGCUGAAUUCAAGGCUAGAAGUAGAACUCCCAGAGAUCAGAGUGUCAGGAAAAGGAUUUGGAGGCCCAGAGAAACGUCGUAGCAACCCUGAGGGGCGAUCUGUGGAGUUGCGAUUGUCUCCCAAAGGUGACAUACUUGGACGUUCUCCUGUUUCUGAUCGGAGGGAUAGUCCGCGAAGACGAGCAGCCUCUGACUCACCCUCUUUUAAUAUUAAAGAUAUGGCUGCUUUUUUUGAAAGUCGUGAUGUGGAUAAUACAGCACCAAGUCGAACUCCAUCGGGAAAACUGUCUUCCACUUGAACUUAUGGUGCCUAGCAAUGACGACUUGUUUUAUCGAGCCUUGUUGUACACAUUCAUUCAGUAAGCCAUCAAUUGAGUGGUUGGAGUUCAUUUUCAUAGUAUAAAAUGUAAAUAAGUGAAAUUUGGAGUGUGGUGAAAUGACUAUAAGUGUCUAAUCAGCUUCAUGAUGCCUGCUUGUUGCCCUUUUGAGGCGCUGGGUUCUCUGAAGUGCUCAUAUGAAGUUCUCUAUGCUUGCUUUAGAGCGGUGCUAAAAUUGACCUGUCUGUGAGCAAGUGUGUGUAUGCAUUUAUGUGUGCUUGUUUGUUGACAUAACCAGAAUACAAAGAAAUGUUAGCAUCUGUGAUAAUAAGAACAGUUUUGCUUCAAGACAUAGGAGAGUGUUUUGCCCUGGGAAGGCUUGGGCCAAUUGGCUGUGAGGAGACAUGAGGGUUGUCAUAGGAUUAUGUGUUAUUGCAAAUGUUGGCAUUCUAUCAUGAAUAAGUGGUUAUGAAUGCUAAUGUUUGUGUUGUGGUUUUGGCAAAUUGUUGGGAAAGCUCUCUUACAUUUGAUACUAUCUAGACCAGAGAGAAAAAUUCUUACUCAUAAAUUAUUAAUUUUGUAUUCAGCUCUUCCAAAAUUAUAAAAUUUUCUCUGUAAAUGAUCUGAAGGCCAUUAUAUGAAGUAUACUGUUCAAGUAUUUUUUAUGCUGAUUAUACAUAAACAUUAACAAAUGAUCGAGGAAUUGCUGGGUGCUUGAAGCUGUUUUUGCGGUAUGAUUUCCUGCAACUGGAUGAUUUGCAGGACCAAAGGAACUCUUUAGGAAUCAAUUGCUACAUGCUACCUGCAUUUGGUACUACUGUUCAUCUGAGGCAUUUGAUUUUAUACUAAAAUAAUUCCAUUCUUACUAUCACUGUUCUUUUCUUUUCUUUGGAAUGUACACCAGGAAUCUUGAGGAAAUAGUGAUAUGGAUUUCGUACCUACUGUGAAUCAUGUUGCAAUUCCUCUCUCCUGGACUAUUAUGUGCCUCACUUUUUAUUAUUUGUUCUAUGUGCAAUGUAUUCUUAUUUUUUUAUGGAAGUCAGGUGUAAAAUCUUUGUGAAUUUCCUCCCAUGUAUUUGUGAGUUCUCUGAGAGAAAGUGUGAUUACAUUGUUACCAAAAUAUAUACACUCCAUCUCUGUCUGCUCAUUUGUAUAACAUUGAAAUUACAAUGCAUUUUGUCUUGUUUUACAUGUAAUCUGUCUUACUGUCCUCUUAUAUGCUAAUGCCUGCAGUUUAAAGCAUCUUGUUUAAUUCUCAUAGAUGGAUAUAAUAGAAACAAAUUAUGAAUUCUGGUUUUCUUCAACCAGUAAUGAAAACAUGGUGCAUUCAUUUUGCUCAAAAGAGGAAUAAUUCCUUUCCCAUUUCUCUGAUAAACUCACUGUGCUAUAAAUGUUUGUUUUUUUUCUUUUUUCACAAUUCUUUAUUUAUGUAAAUGAAUUACAUUGUCUUUACAAUGUGAUUUAUUAUAAAAUUUUUUAAAAAAUUGACAAAAACAAUCAAUUUGCAAAAUAUUUACAUAAUAAACUUGCUUAUUCAAACAACUGUACUUGAAAUAAAGAAACUGUAUCUUAAAUUUGUAGCUGUGAAAAUGUGGAAUUCACCUAUUUCCUUGCAUUAGAAAUAAUAUUUACAAUUAUGUGUAGGAAAGCAUUCCUAAUAAUUAAAAAACCUAAUUGGCAAAUUUAUAACUUUAGAAAUUACAAGACAAUCACACCAUGAGAGAACAAUGUAGUAUUUUUGUAGAUGCACAAACACUAUCAUUAGAAAUGUUUACUAUCAUUAGAAAUGUAUUGUGAGUGCAUUGCAAUGAUUCACAUAAUGUGGACAGUCGAGACAACUUAUCAUCUUUCUUUUCAAUUAAAUAUUUAAUUUGUAUAAUUUUUUUAAACAUUUAUCCUCCAUUUUCCCAACUGUUCUCUCCCUUCUCUCUCCCCCUUAUUUCUUAUGUUAUUUUGUUUGAAAAUGAGACACUAACAAGUGUAGGAUUGGCUUGACUUCUAAAAUACGUAUAAGGAAAAUCAACAAUCAUUAAUUUCCCUUCUAUUGCCAUGGCUUGUGCUUUUUCCAUCCUAUUUCACGGUAUUCAUUGAAAGGUAAUGUGAAGAUGUAUUGUUAAUGUAUUGGGCCAAAGUACAUGUAAUUGAAUUCUACACGUGUUAAUUAGAAUUUGAAUCCAUUUGAGAGUUGAAAAUUGAAGUUUCACAACUUCUUUAGUGAUUACAAGAACUAAAUACUAUUGAUCAGCAUAUACAUAACAAAUGUAUGUUCAAAAUAGCCAGCAAAUAACAUACUUGUACAUCUAAGAAAAGCAACUACUAUUAGGUUAGCAGUAAGAUUGUUCAACACUUUCUUAUACAGACUUGUACUAUGACUUCCAAUGUUUCCCCAGAUUAAGUCCUAACCAUACUACAUACAUUAUUGGUAUUGUUGGAGACAAUAAACACAUUAUGUCAUUCAAUGUCGCAUAUAAAAUGUAAUUUAUGCAAUAUACAGAGAUUGUGGAGCAUGGUUGACCUCUCUAUAAAUCCUUCAUGUAAUAUAGCAUGCAAAUCUUUUUAAAUUCUACUUUGUAGUUUUGCUACCUGAUAUAAUAUUGUAUAGCCUACAUGAACAUACUUGAAAGUGAAACUGUAAUAACCAAGAAAUUUUAAUUACUCAUGACUCAUUAAAUUGUACUUGAAUAGGCUCAAAGUUUCUGGCAUUAAAAUGAAAAAAAAGAAAAUACUCAUCUACAUGCAUAUACUUGGAUUUAUGCAUUUAUACGUUAAACCAUGUAUGCAUUUAUGUAUGUUCAGAAACACACUCGUAAAAGUAUAUGUUUUCAUGCAUGCUGACAUACAUGCAUACACACAUACAUGCAUACAUUCCAAAGGAGUUAGUCAUUUCAUUUCCAGUAUGUUAAUUAUAUUUUUGUACAUGAGAAUUGUAAAAAAGAAGAAAAAAAUGGAUGAAUAAUGUAGAAACCUUAUUUGGCACAUAAACUGCUAUAAGGUCAACUACUUGUUUUCAUCUAAUUCGAUAGCAUUUUGAUUUCAUUAUUUCAACAAAUCUUCCUCCUAGAUAAUUCCAUAAAUGAAUUAUAUUAAUUAAUAAUCCUAUUUUGAAUAAAUAAGAAUGCAAUAUACAGUAUUGACACUUGUCGAUAGUUCAUAAAUAUUGAAUAAGUGUAAUAUAAGUAUAUUUUCAAAGUUUGAUGUGAGUAAUGUGAGUAGUGCAAUGAUAAUAUUAGAGGCACAUCAGAAAAUUGGUUCAAGACACUGCCAUAAAUUCUUUAUAAAAUGUCAAUAGGUUAAUGUCACUAAUUCAAUGACAUGUUUUCUGAUAUUAAAAAAAAAUUCUCAAAUUUGUUUUAUUAUUUUAAAAUAAAUGAGAUUAAUUUUCUUUGCUCAUUGAGGGAGAACGUUGGAAGUAUUUUAUUUGUUAACAUUGAUGCUGUGUAUAAAGAAUAACUUGAUCAUCAUAUAAGAGCUUCCGAAAGCUCUGCCAUGUUUCUUAAAAAUAAGUUGUUUUCAUUUUGUGCUUUAUUAUAGGAAAUAUUUGUUACUUAACUACUGGUAAUCAGGAUGUUUUCUAUUGUAUUUAAUUAACUGCGACUGAUUUAUAAUGGUGAUAAUUUUUAACAAAUCAAAUGUUCAUUUCAAUGAUAUGAAUUUGUCUUGUGAAUUUAUCUCAGAAGUUGGUUUCGAUGACUUCCAAUUUGUUUUAGUUCAAUUAGCAAUUAGUGUACAUUUUGUGCAUUGCAUUUACUGUACAAAAUGUUUAUUAAAUGUGAAUAUUAUAUAGUAUUUAAGAUUUAAAUCUUCAAUAAAGCAUAUGUUAUAUAUUUUAUUAUAUUCAGAAGAUAUUGGACAAAUAUGUUUUCUUUUUGUUUAUGUAAUUGUCCAUGUAAUAUUACUGUUGCAAUUUGUAUUUCAAUUUUGGAAACAGAGCUGUGCCCAUGUUUCAUUCAUUUUAUUUCAUAAUUAUCUGAAAAUAUGUGUAUUUGAGAAAUUUAGUUAAAGCGUAUUCAGAUAAGUUCUUCAAACCAGAUUUUGUAUGUUUCAAAGUAAUUGAUUUAAUGUGAGAUUAUGUCUUGAGAAAAAGAUAAAAGUGUAAAUAUUGAAAUAUAACAAUGUA